Molecule: messenger RNA, 912 nt
Organism: Penicilliopsis zonata CBS 506.65
Lineage: Eukaryota; Fungi; Ascomycota; Eurotiomycetes; Eurotiales; Aspergillaceae
Exons: 1
Coding region: 1-912 (303 amino acids)
Biological process (GO): transcription antitermination; regulation of mRNA 3'-end processing; transcription elongation by RNA polymerase I
Cellular component (GO): nucleus
Molecular function (GO): zinc ion binding; RNA polymerase II transcription regulatory region sequence-specific DNA binding
Source: RefSeq, a predicted model, not a curated record
AUGGCUUUGGACGCCAAGGAGAUCGAGCUGAAGGCCAAGGCGCUCACCAAGGCAGCGACGUCUAAUGAGCCGCCCGCGAGUAUUGUCGCGCUGCUGAAGGAGCUGCAGAACGGGGUGAGCGCCACGGAAGACCUGUUACGGUCGACGCGGGUUGGAAUCAUCGUCAACAAAUUCAAGCAGCACAAGUCGCCCGAGGUGGCGCGGCUAUCGAGCGAGAUUGUUUCGCGGUGGAGGAACGAGGUGAACAAGCAAAAGGCGACGGGGUCUCCCGGGGCGAGCCAGCGGUCCAGCGGGUCUCCGCGACGGACGCCGAACGGCACGGCGUCGCCUGCGGCCACGCCGUCCGACAAGGCGAGCAAGCUGUCUGUAGCGCCGGAGAAGCGGACCUGGAAGGCGGACGGGGUUGACGUCAACCAGACGGGCAACCGGAUUCGCGACAGCUGCGUCGGGCUCAUGUACGACGGGCUGUGCCAAUACUCGACGGAGGCGCCGCGGACGGUGCUGGCCAAGGCGAACGCGGUGGAGACGGCGGCAUACAACGCCCUCGGCCCGGAGACCAAGGAACAGUACCGCACGAAGAUCCGCAGCCUGUACCAGAACCUGAAGAACAAGUCGAACCCGAAGCUGCGCGUGCGCGUGCUGUCGGACGAGAUCACGGCGGAGCAGUUCGUGACGAUGACUCACGACGAGCUCAAAUCGGCGGAGCAGCGCGAGAAGGACCUCAAGAUCCAGAAGGAGAACAUGGACAAGGCCAUGGUCGCUCAGGCUGAGCGCAGCAUCAGCACCAGCCUGCAGUGUGGCAAGUGUGGCCAGCGCAAGGUCACCUACACCGAAGCCCAGACUCGCAGUGCCGACGAACCGAUGACGCUGUUCUGUACAUGCAUGAACUGCGGCAAAUCAUGGCGGCAGUGA